Molecule: messenger RNA, 3712 nt
Organism: Anopheles stephensi (Asian malaria mosquito)
Lineage: Eukaryota; Metazoa; Arthropoda; Insecta; Diptera; Culicidae
Product: protein mab-21
Exons: 2
Coding region: 1771-2868 (365 amino acids)
Source: RefSeq, a predicted model, not a curated record
UGGGGGUUUGGGGUUUCGUAAAAUUAUUUCUUCGUUUGCUUCCGGAGAACAAACGGAGCAGUAAAAUGUAGCCAUAAUUUCCUUCCCUAAAUGUGCCAUAUAAAGCAGGAUUUAGUGUUGCGGCAGAAAUGCCGGAAGAAUACAGAGUUUGGUGAGACCGUUGGAUAGAGCAGGAGAAGCAGGAACACAGAGACAACGCAGUGCAAACAACUAAACAAGCAGUAGCGCGCGUGCGGUCAGUAUCGUUCACUCAAAACCCAAACAUCCUAACCGACCGUCGUCCCUCUUGGACGAGUAGAUAGCCGGUGAGACAGACCGCAAACCAAACUAUUCUACGCCGAGCAGGGAAACGGCAAUACGGAGACUAGUCGAGCAACACGAACGGCAAGAUAGGCGAUAGAGUGAGAGCACCAAGAGCCAAGAAAAAAAAGACGUAAAAAAUCGUCAUCAUCAACACUUUAUUCAAGUUUUAUCUCGCCCUCUUUAACAUCUCCUUAAAGUUCGCUACCGUUUCCGUUCCUCGCUCCGUUACACCCCGGUACCGGUCACGGACCUGAUCACGGAACCUCAUCUCACGGAAGUUUUGGCUUUGAGGUUGGGCCAGAUAGUUUCCCCUCUCGGGUGUAGUCUGAAGAUUCGUUGCAGUCAGUUCCAACCUGCAGCAUCCAUUUUUCAAUGGACAGGGGUUAAGACGAGAAUCUUGGUGGAGUUCAUUACAGUGCCCUGCAACUGGGAGGCUACUGAGCUAGUUUUGGGGUUCCAGCUAUUGUUGCUGAUGUUAACGCAAAGCAGAGAUUCAUCCGGAUGGUGAUGAAACUUGUCGCUCACUGUACAUCGCGUUGGUAGUGGUAGUGGUCCUGUUCAUCUUCAACCCUCAAUGCUAUCCCACAGAGUGGGGUAAGUUGGUUCAACACUGCCGAACAAUGUAGGGCCGCGAUGGUGGAAGAAAUCGCGUCCAACCCUAAGUAGGCGUGGCCUCUCCAACGGAAUGAACACCGGCCGUAUAUCCUUGCCAUGCUGGGCGAGCAUAAACACGCACCCCGCGUUUAAAACACACACACGCACGCAUCGGGUUGGUGCGUAGCUGGUCCACGAAUCGUAGACCGCGAACCGCGAACCGUUGACGGCGACAGCGUUUUCGCUGCACGCAACCGCAACGAACACGACGUCGUCAGUAACGUUCGAGUAGUUGCCGGGUACGCAGGGUCGGUCGAAUUCCGUCGGUACUGUGCCGUCGUUGAGCUCGUGCGGGAAAGAAACGGAUUGGGCCCGGGUGAUGUUGCGUCGACAGUUGCGGACAUAGUUGUGGUGCGAUCUCAGGAUUAGAUCUUCGGAUUUGUUUUUGUUUUGUUUCAACCUCCGACCAGUGGUUCGAAGUGUGUGGGAGUUUGUGAGUGAGUGGAAAGCCAAAACAGAAGAGGUGUUGUUAGUCCUGAACAAAGUGUUGUUUGCGUUAUUCCUGCAGAGGAAGAUAGUGCCGGCUCUAGCUGGGUCGUGCAGUGCAGAACACGUGACAACUGUGUCUCCUGUAUCAUCUAUAUCAAGACCUCCAAUCAAGCCUAUCAACCAAAUUCGCUACCACCUCCAUGUGUUGCCGUGUCCGCACCGAGCUCGUCAGAACUUUCGACGAGUGUUCUUAGGGUCAAAAGUGAUUAAGAUACCACGGCCCCUAACUCCAAGUGCCGCUCGGUAUUCUCCUUCGCGCGUGUUUGUGUGUCUGAGUGUGUGUGUGCUCCAGUGCUAGCUUAGUUUUGUGUCAAACCUGCCAAAAUGCUCGUUCCGCCCGAGAUGAUAGCGGUCCAGUCGAAACUUAUCUACCAGAUGAACAAAUACUGUGCCGACCGGGUCCAGGCCCGGAAAGCUCAAAUACACAAAACCAUCCAGGAGGUGUGCCGGGUGGUGCAGGACGUGCUGAAGGAGGUGGAAGUGCAGGAACCACGCUUCAUCUCGUCGCUCAACGAUUACAACGGGCGGUACGAUGGGCUCGAGGUCGUGUCGCCGACGGAGUUCGAAAUCAUCAUCUACCUCAAUCAAAUGGGCGUGCUAAACUUCGUCGACGACGGUACACUGCCCGGGUGCGCCGUGCUGAAGCUGAGCGACGGCCGCAAACGGUCCAUGUCGCUGUGGGUCGAGUUUAUCACCGCGUCCGGUUACCUGUCCGCCCGGAAGAUCCGGUCCCGCUUCCAGACGCUGGUCGCGCAAGCCUGUGAUAAGUGUUCGUACCGCGACUCGGUGAAAAUGAUUGCCGACACGACCGAGGUGAAGCUGCGGAUUCGCGAGCGCAUCAUCGUGCAGAUAACGCCCGCCUUCAAGUGUGCCGGUCUCUGGCCACGGUCCGCCUCGCACUGGCCCCUGCCCCAGAUACCGUGGCCCCAUCCGAACAUCGUGUCCGAGGUGAAGACGGAAGGUUUCGACAUGCUGUCGAAGGAGUGUAUCGCACUGCAGGGGAAGAACUCGGCGAUGGAGGGUGAUGCCUGGGUGCUCAGUUUUACCGAGGCCGAAAACAAGCUGCUACAAGGUGGCUGUCGAAGGCGGUGCCUCAGCAUCCUGAAGACGUUGCGCGACCGGCACCUCGACCUACCCGGCAACCCGGUCACCUCGUACGUGAUGAAGACGCUGCUGCUGUACGAGUGCGAGAAGCAUCCGCGCGAGAUGGAAUGGGACGAGAACUGUAUGGGCGACCGUAUCAACGGCAUCUUUCUGCAGCUGAUCUCCUGCCUCCAGUGUCGCCGGUGUCCGCACUACUUCCUGCCAAACAUGGACCUGUUCAAGGGCAAGUCGCCCGGUGCGCUCGAGAACGCAUCCAAGCAGGUCUGGCGGUUGACGCGGAUCAUGCUCACGAACUCGCGGUGCCUCGAGGAGCUGUAAGGCGCACCGGCAGGACAGGCACUCUAGGCUAAGCAAUGUGGUAGGUAGGGAGGGACCGGUGCAAAAGCGUAUGGCGUAAUCGCCUCGCCAUGUCCAGAGGGCGAGAUAGAGAGAGAGAGAGGGAAAUAGAGAGAGCGAGAGAGAAUCCUUACGUACUACUAACUCUAGCGAGGUACUAAAUUAUUAUGCACGUAUACUAUAUACACUAAGCUAGUUCGUCGAUAACUUAUGUCUUAAAGGUGUUUUAAUCUACUAAAAACAAUCUGGAUCCAUUGUCUGGAUCCGCAUCGCGACAAGAGAAAGUUCCACAGUUAGAUCAAUUUUGUUUUCUCAAGCUCCUUUUCCAUGUUACAUGAUGCUUCAUCUGACGUUUUCAGUUUGACAGAUCGAACCAAACCGAAGCAUAGUAAACAUUAAGCUAGAGCUUACUGGACACAUAGCUAGUAAUGUCAGAAAGGGUAUGUGUGUGUGUUUUUUUUUUCUCUUUUUACAUGGCUUACGUUCCUUUUUCUCUCGCAAUCUUUCCACCACCGUGUUGGAAAGAUUGCAAGGUGCAUCACAGAUCACACUGUAGUACAACCGGCAGUCCGGGGUUCGCUGGGUCGCAGUACGCAAAAUCAGAAUCAAAUCUACUAGAAUGUAAGGCGAAAGGCGACUCUACCGUUGUUUCGUGAACGAUUGCAACCGACGCGGUAUGCGAAAAAAGCAAAACACAAAUCGUUGUGAAAUUCACAAUCGUGCAUGGGAAGAUAUUAAAAUAGACAAAAUGGUAAACAAACACUACAAUUUAAAAUAAACGAUUCAAAUACCUUUUUUUUCAUGUGCAAAACAAAAACCAAAAAAA